Molecule: messenger RNA, 222 nt
Organism: Trichomonas vaginalis G3
Lineage: Eukaryota; Parabasalia; Trichomonadida; Trichomonadidae
Product: protein of unknown function, DUF4106 family
Exons: 1
Coding region: 1-222 (73 amino acids)
Source: RefSeq, a predicted model, not a curated record
AUGGACACAGACACAGGCAUGCACCAAAACCAACACAACAACCAACACAACAACCAACAGUUCAAAACACUGCACCACAACCAACAGUUCAAAACACUGCACCACAACCAACAGUUCAAAACACUGCACCACAACCAACAGUUCAAAACACUGCACAGCAACAACCACAAACAGAGCAAGGACAUAAAAGAAGUAGAGAACAAGGAAACCAAGAAUUCUUAA